GUCAAGGUUGCUUGGACAUGGAUAAGAACUGUCAAGACUGGAUCACAUCACAAGCCUCACUCUGCCAGACCACUGACUACAUUAUCAAAACGUGCCCCAGAUCGUGUGGAUUUUGUCGUGGGACAGUUCAACCAACAUGGUGGGAAAGCAAUUUUUCCCACAAUACCCAAAUUUACAUAUGGCGAACAAGUUGAAAUUUCGCUUCCAGACGAACACAUGGUCGGCCUCAGAGCGCUCAAUUACACGUUCGUUCCUUCCAAUGAUUUACUGUUGUGA
This is a messenger RNA of Gongylonema pulchrum, 276 nucleotides long. The record is from the annotation of a GenBank genome assembly. Lineage: Eukaryota; Metazoa; Nematoda; Chromadorea; Rhabditida; Gongylonematidae.